CUACUACAACAAUGUGGCCCAGGACAGGCCAGGACUGGGCAGUUUCAGUGUUGGUGAUAUUGAUCCUUGCCUGUGUUCUCACCUCAUCUAUGCCUUUGCAGAGAUUCAGAACAACAGAAUCACACAAAGAAGAAUGGGUGACUUGACUGACUACCAAAUUUUACAUACCCUGAAAAACAGGAACAACGAGAUGAUAACUCUCCUGGCUGUUGGAGGCAGCAAUACUGGAUCUGCCCCGAAAUGUCCGAAGCCUUUCAGCAAGAAUCCUUGGAAAGCAAGAAGCCAAGGCUGAUGGUCACUGCUACAGUAGCUGGUAUCAUUUCCACCAUUGAGUCUGCCUAUGAGAUACCCCAGCUAUCCCAGUUCUUGGACUACAUCCUGGUCAUGACCUACAAUCUUCAUGACUAUAAGGAAGGAUACACCGGAAAAAACAGUCCUCUGUACAAAUCCCCAACUGACACUGGCACCAAUGCCUUCCUUAAUAUGGAUUACAUCAUGAAGUACUGGGUGAAAAAUGGAGCUACAGCUGAGAAGCUUAUUGCUGGAUUCGCAACAUAUGCACAGACCUUCUCCCUGACUGACCCAUCUAACAAUGGAAUUGGUGCCCCAACCUCAAGCCCUGGCCCUGAAGGUCCCUACACACAGGAAUCUGGGGUCUUGGCCUACUAUGAGGUUUGUACCUUCCUCACAAAAGGAGCCACUCAGAGCUGGGAAGGCUCUCAGGAAGUGCCCUAUGCCUACCAAGGGAAUGAGUGGGUUGGCUAUGACAAUGUCAAGAGCUUUCUUAUCAAGGCCCAGUGGCAGCAGAACAAUUUUGGAGGUGCCAUGAUCUGGGCCCUUGGCAUGGAUGACUUCAGUGGCUCUUUCUGUAACCAGGGCAAGUUCCCUCUGACCUCUACAGUGAAGGAAGCCCUCAAGGUGACCAGUGCAAGUAAGUGACAGCAGGGUUAUGCAAUAGUACAAACAUGUCCCUUCACUGAGCCAAAGGCACCCUUGACAUGUGUGUCACCCUUGCACGGGGAGAAUCUUCCUAUUUCAUCCCGUUGCUCAUCUCCAGUGGGAUAAAUAUCCUGAUGCUGUCCAGUACCCAAAGUUCCUUGCUACUGUCUUUCACUCCUUAAGGGAAACAGCAUUCAAAGGGACGUGCAAAGAUUCCUAAAUUUCAUGAUGUAUAGGAACAUUUAGAAACUGUACUGACUCUUACUGUACAGUUUCUUUGAUGGCUUCCUUGUGAAGGCCAUCUUCACUGCCUCACUCUGUCUCCCUGGAAAAACAGGACAGAAAUGAAUUAAGAGGACUUUAGUUCUUUUCCCAGAAUGACCUUUUAAUUUUUGUUUGUAACAAGAUCUUUUGGAUAAGAAGCUUUUAUAUACGUGGCUUCCGUCAGCACGUAGUGUCAUAUAUGAUUUAUAACGCAAGACACAUUACAUUGUAAAUGUGUCAUUGAAGAAAGAUACAAAGACAGGCAAUCACAUGAGAACACAAAAUAUACCUGAUGUUUUAUUUUCUUUUGUUUCUUUAGUGAUUUUAGUCAAGACACAUAAUAUCCCUUCCCUCCUCCCUGCCCUUCCUCCAACCCCUGCCAGUUACCUUCCCUCAAG
Alexandromys fortis (reed vole) is the source of this 1601-nucleotide messenger RNA. Its product is annotated as acidic mammalian chitinase-like. The record is from RefSeq and is a predicted model, not a curated record. Gene Ontology annotation, molecular function: chitin binding; chitinase activity. Gene Ontology annotation, cellular component: extracellular region. NCBI's taxonomy places the organism in Eukaryota, Metazoa, Chordata, Mammalia, Rodentia, Cricetidae. Gene Ontology annotation, biological process: chitin catabolic process; carbohydrate metabolic process.